GCCCGGCUAAUUUUUUUGUAUUUUUAGUAGAGACGGGGUUUCACCGUGGUCUCGAUCUCCUGACCUCGUGAUCCGCCCGCCUCGGCCUCCCAAAGUGCUGGGAUUACAAGCGUGAGCCACCGCGCCCGGCUACUUUAUUUUUUUACUAGUGUCUCCAGAGGACAGAUGUAACUUUCCAGAUAGCCUUGAAAAAUGUGACUCUUAUUCUGCAACAAAAAACAAAAACAAAAAAAAACCCCAUCAUUUUUCGUACUCCUCUGAGGUUCCUGGUAAGAAGCGUGAGAUUCUAUAAAGAGAGAGCCCAGGGUUUUGCCUGUUCAGCUGCCCCUGGUCAGGAGCUUAUGUGUGAAUCUCCCCAGAAACACUUCCCAACCAUAGGACAUUUCCCUUGACUCUGAUUCAUCCAUGAGUCCCCAGAGUAUUUUGCUACCAUCCUUCCAAACAAUCCAUGCCAAUCGUUGAUUAUGAUCAGGAGCAUGGCCACGCAGACUCCCUCAGGUCACCCUGUCCCUCUCCUGAUUGAAGAUUUUCCCCAGCAUCACUUGGUGGGAAUUUUCUGGACUAACAGAAGCCAGAGGGAAAAGGCUGCACUUCUGCCUCUGCUGCUGACUGGCUGUGAGUUCUGAGGCAGGUCCCUCAGUCUGAGUUUGUUUUUUCACCUGUGAGACAGGGAUGAUAAUAGUGGUGGUGGUGACAUGGGUUUUUUGUGUUUUUUUUUUGAGACAGAGUUUCCCCUCUUUCGCCCAGGCUGGAGUACAGUGGUGUGAUCUCGGCUCACUGCCACCUCUGCCUCCUGGAUUCAAGUGAUUCUUGUGCCUCAGCCUCCUGAGUAGCUGGGAUUACAGGUGCGCGGCACCACACCUGACUGAUUUUUGUAUUUUUUGUACAGUCAGGGUUUUGCCAUGUUGGCCAGGCUGGUCUAGAACCCCUGACCUUAAGUGAUCCACCUGCCUCGGCCUCCCAAAGUGCUGGGAUUACAUGCAUGAGCCACCAUGCCCGGCCUGGUGGUGACAUUUGUUAUGUUCACCCAUGGAGGUCUUAGCGUUCUCGAACAGUAAGAUGGAUGUCAGAGCCAAACGUCAACUUGAAAUCUGGAUGGAAAUGGCUCCCUCCAAGCCCGAACCUCAGGGGAAGGUUCAGCAGUCACAGCCCACCAGUGUUUCAGCUGCCAAUGCUACUCAGAGAGGGAAGUGCUGCUGCUGUCUGGAGGGGCGCAGCCCUGAAGGUUACAGAAGACAGUGGGCAGAGAAUGUGGAAAAUCACCCAGAGGUUGCUGCUCACACUUCAUGUCUUCAGAGCAUCACCCCUCAUUUUAUAGCUGGAGAGAUGGGGUGCACAGCCAGGGAAAGCCAGGAACAGGUUCCGGCUUCCAUCACUCAGAUACUCAGGAAUCCCUGGUUCUCGAGGCUGGACAGUCCAAGAUCAAGGUGCCUGCAUCUGGCGUCUAGUGCAGACCCUAUUCCUGGUUUGCAGUUCCUCAUUGUUACUGUCUCAGAUCACCAAAAAGUGGACAGGGAUGAGGAGUGGAAGCAAGGAAAAAUAAGGAAAGAAAUGCACUGGAUCCCAUUGUUACAGUGCGUUGAGGACCGAUCUAUAGCAGGAAUUCCCAAACUUGAACAUGGUGACUCCCGCCAGACUGAGUCACUCCUGGAUGUUCUGGUGGGAGGGUUUUGGGGAGUCCCCCACACAGCCCCACCUCACCUCCAAGAGGCUGGAGGCCCCACAGGUGGGUACGGUGUUGGUGGCCAGCCCCUUAGUGGCCGUGGCCGGUGGGUGGGCGAGGAGACUGGUCCAGUCGAUGGACCUCAUGCCUGGUGGGCGCUGCCCACGGCACUGGGAACUUCCUUGCUCCUUUUGGUGCUGUUGGUACAGCCUUUCCAGAGCAGCGAACGAAUGCCAGUCUCCUCCCACACCCCUCCAGGAACGCAGACCAACACAGCUGCUCUAUUAAAUGUGUGCACUUCUUAUUCUGAGUAUGUCUGGGUCUCUGAUGAGCUCUGUUUAUUGCAGCCCUCAGUCCUGUAAAGAGGAGGAUGGUUCCAAAGAGCCCU
Molecule: messenger RNA, 2051 nt
Organism: Symphalangus syndactylus (siamang)
Lineage: Eukaryota; Metazoa; Chordata; Mammalia; Primates; Hylobatidae
Source: RefSeq, a predicted model, not a curated record